Molecule: messenger RNA, 2967 nt
Organism: Orbicella faveolata
Lineage: Eukaryota; Metazoa; Cnidaria; Anthozoa; Scleractinia; Merulinidae
Product: histamine H2 receptor-like
Biological process (GO): G protein-coupled receptor signaling pathway, coupled to cyclic nucleotide second messenger; chemical synaptic transmission
Cellular component (GO): dendrite; plasma membrane
Molecular function (GO): neurotransmitter receptor activity; G protein-coupled serotonin receptor activity
Source: RefSeq, a predicted model, not a curated record
UUGAGAAAGAUGUAAUUUUCGAGGAAGCAAAACGUGUGACCAAAACUUUGCCAUUAUUAUUUCAUAGUUAGUAGUUACUAACUAUGAUUAUUUGAAUUACUUCCUGUUGUGUUCCCCUACUAUCAUUAAAGCGAUCCCUUUGAACCGAUUCCCUUAAAUGCAAAUGAGAGCUUUGUUUUGAGAUGCCUUACAUCAAUUAAGAAAAUUUUAAAUAUCGAUGGUACUUAACCACCCUGGGACAUCCAUCGAAUCUCUACAUUUUCCCCAUCAGUGUAUUUGUAGCUUUAAAUUUUCAAGAUCUAACGACGGAAAGCACGUGGAAGCACGUGCAAAGUCUCCGCAUAAAAAUGUAAUCAUGUUUUCCAGCCUACUACAUGACUCUAAGAAGAAUAAACGGAGUAACGUUUCCGAAAUGGCACUUCUAUUUUUGUCUCUGAAAUUGUUCCCAUUUUACCCCUCACCUAUCAACAAACAAAUAAGUUCAAAGAGGCUAUUAGAUUUAAAGCUAUUGUUUUUCCUUGGAAAUGAAAAUGAUCCGGUCACUUAAAAUGUAUUCGGUCGGGUGACAUGUGCAAAUUAUUCCUACUUUCCGACAGGAAUUAACGAGUGCAAGCUGAAAACGUCAUUUCAGUGAACUUAAUGACCUGACAAGAGAGGUAGGAUACAAGGCUUUCAAGAUCAAUGCAAGAUUUCUGCAGCAUGUCUAGAAUCGGAAUUGGGAAUUGAAAUUAGAAUCGGAAUUAGGAGCUCGUACAUGUCGACUCCUUUAUCAUGAGCAGCUGGUACUGGAAUGUUGGAUGGCUUCCUUCAAUACUGGCUGUUGUUGGAAACGGUCUUGUUAUCUACUUGAUUCUCGCACGCCGUAUUCUUCGCACGACUGCCAACAGAUUUGUCCUGUCGCUUGCAAUAGCUGACUUAAGUGUUGGAGCAUGUUUCUAUCCGGGACAAGCGAUAUGCCACUUUGUACUCACUUCGUGCAAUGAGAUGAUCAGAGACGAUAUUGCAGUGUUGAUGAUUUACUCUUCAGUCUGUAAUCUUUUUGCCAUGACUCUCGAUCACUAUAUUGCCAUCACCCGUCCUCUUCGCUACACAUUACUUAUGACUGCUAGACGCGUCGCAGUUGUAACAGCCGCGGCGUGGAUAAUUCCACUGUCAUUCUACUUCAUCCCGUCCGUUUGUGCCAGUUUGGGUUUAUUUCGCAUAGACUUUAAGGUCAGCGUAAUCAUCUGGACGACACUGUUCGAGUUUAUUCCUUGUCUAGUGUUACUCCUAGUAACCGUGCGGAAUGUGAUAACCUCACAGAAACACAGCCGCCGCGACACACUACUGAAUAUACAACUACGUCACAACCAACCAAAUAUGAAACGUCCUCGAUCAGCUUCUUCUACGAAAGUGAUAACAACUGUGGUAGUCACAUUUCUGAUUUGUUAUUCGGUCGAGGUUUACAGCUCAUUUUGUCAUUUUACGUCAUUAUGUGUGAUGAACCAAAACUUGUACAAUGUAGUGCGCUUUCUAGUUAUCAUUAAUUCUGCUAUUAAUCCCAUCGCUUACGCGUUAUUAAAGCGCGAUAUUAAAAAGGAACUCCGUAAAAUGUUCCGCCAAAAACCUGUUUGGAAAAGACGCAAUUCUGAACGAACAACUAGUGUGUAGGGGCAGUCGUUGUUUAUAAACUGCUCGGCAAAAAAAAUCUUGAAAUGAAUUUUACAUUUCGUCAUCUAGACAAAAUAGAUAAAAUAAACUGUCCAAGAAAUAUUGAGAACAUUUUUCAAUCGCAUAUUGCAAUGAAUUUUGCUUUGCAUUUCAAAAUAUAAAUGAGUAAUCUUAAAAUCAGUAGAGCACGUUGAUUGAAGUUUUCAUUGGCUUGUGAAUUAUAUCUACAUAAUGAACACUGGUUCCAUAUUGCAAUUGUUUCCACUUUUCCUUUCGUUAUCUGUGCUUUCGUGAUCAGUUGUAGCAAAGUACGGUUUCUGUCCGUUCUCAGUUCUUCCGUGGAAAAAACAAAAUUUUGGCAAGCAUCUCAGUGGAAAACUGGACAAGCACUCAUGUGUUUUAAGGCAAGGGUGAUUUUCGCUUCUAGUCAAUAAACGUUACAUUUCACGUGGUUUUAUUGGCGCAGAAAUAUGCUGUAUCUACUGUAUCUACUUUCUUAUUAGUCCGUGCUAAUAGCGAUGUCUAAUGCAUGACCCAGUUUUCAAUUACAAGUAAAGAGGAGAUUGCAUAGUUAUUUAUAUUUUGAAAUUGUUCCGAUAACAAACUCUGUCAAAGAUGAAAGACGUGCUUCUGAAGAAAUUAUCGUGUUUUAAUCUGAGCUGAUUAUUCGGGAAAAGAAUUAUUUAUUCACUGUUGCAAAGUUUUUUCUUUUUUUCAUUCCUUACACUAAAUAAAUACUUCGUACAACAUCAGUGCACUGUACUGUGUCAUAAAAACCAGAAUAUCUUACUUAUAAUUAUUAGUGGUAUUAUAACAAAGGACCAUCACCUCGCAGAAAUGACAUUUGAAAGAAGCUAGGAAAUUAUGCAUGGCCAAAUCGUGAUCGUGUGAAUUGAGGUUUAUUUAAGGCAAAUCGCUUCCUGUUAAAACGGCAGCGUGCAUUAAAUUAACGGACACCGGAACUGGUAAUUUAUUGUCUCCGUAAAAGUAAUGAUAAAGAAAAUGUAUUAAUAAAAAAUAGACACAUUUUAAGAACAGCAUGGUAACGCUAACUUUUUCAUUUCCUAAACCUCCUGAAUUGAAAACACAGACGAACUAAAUGUACUGUUGUUGUUUGAAAUGGCUACCGUAAAGUCAAAUUGGGCAUUUUUUUGUUUCCUUUGAGAUAAGCAACAUGGAAAGAUGACGUUUUAUCACAUGGUAAUUAGGCCAUGAUCUCAUAUCCAAACAGCCGCUGUCUCAGAUUUCUUGCUCUUUUCAGAACGAAGAAAGCAACCAAAACUGGCUCAGAAGAAACCAAAUCAACGAAUCAAUCAU